AUGCAGCUGGAGAUGAACAGGCACCUCCUCCUGCUGAUCCAGCCGCAGACGAAGAGGACUCCGAGGCUCUCUUGUCGCUCGGUCUGGAACCAGGGAGUGUCGCCGACGAUGGCCGACUGGGACCGCAACAGGCGACAGUCCUUCUCCGAGGUGUGGAGCAGAAUUGACACCUCGCCGCUGCUGUGCCCCCCGCCAGCUCCUGCGAGGAGACCAUCCGCGCCCGCAGCCCCAGCAAGGACCCGAGCGGCGGCCGCCGCCCGAGCGUCGGCAGCGCCUACGGGGACCACUUCCGCCCGAGUAUGA
Prorocentrum cordatum is the source of this 303-nucleotide messenger RNA. The record is from the annotation of a GenBank genome assembly. NCBI's taxonomy places the organism in Eukaryota, Dinophyceae, Prorocentrales, Prorocentraceae.